Molecule: messenger RNA, 4565 nt
Organism: Choloepus didactylus (southern two-toed sloth)
Lineage: Eukaryota; Metazoa; Chordata; Mammalia; Pilosa; Megalonychidae
Gene: CLSTN1
Product: calsyntenin 1
Exons: 19
Coding region: 252-3194 (980 amino acids)
Biological process (GO): positive regulation of synaptic transmission; positive regulation of synapse assembly; homophilic cell-cell adhesion
Cellular component (GO): postsynaptic membrane; cell surface
Molecular function (GO): kinesin binding; calcium ion binding; X11-like protein binding
Source: RefSeq, a predicted model, not a curated record
CCGCCGCCAUCUUAGUCGCUGCCGCUGCCUCCAGCAAAGCGCUGCUUCGGCGGAGCAGGGAGGGCGCCCGCGGCCGGAGCCCGCGGCCCAGCGUCUCGGCGGCGGCGGCGGCGGCGGCGGCGCCUCCUCGGUCCCCGGUGCUCGCCGCGGCGCCCAGCAGCCGGCCCCGGGCCGCGAGAGCCCCGCUCGGCGCCCCGCGCGCCUCCCUGCCUCUCCCGCCCCGGGCGGCCGCAGCGCCGGGAGCCGGAGCGAUGCUGCGCCGCCCCGCGCCCGCGCCGGCCCCGGCCUCCUGGCUGCUGCUGGCCGGGCUGCUGUGCGGCGGCGGGGUCUGGGCCGCGCGAGUUAACAGGCAUAAGCCCUGGCUCGAGCCCACGUAUCAUGGCAUAGUCACGGAAAACGACAACAGGGUGCUUCUCGACCCUCCCCUGAUCGCCCUGGAUAAAGACGCGCCGCUGCGCUUUGCAGAGAGUUUUGAGGUGACAGUCACCAAAGAAGGUGAGAUCUGUGGAUUUAAAAUUCACGGGCAGAAUGUCCCCUUUGACGCGGUGGUGGUGGAUAAGUCCAGUGGCGAGGGCCUGAUUCGCUCGAAGGAGAAACUGGACUGUGAGCUGCAGAAGGACUACACGUUCACCAUCCAGGCCCACGACUGUGGGAAGGGGCCGGACGGCACCAACGCCAAGAAAUCCCACAAAGCCACGGUGCACAUCCAGGUGAACGAUGUGAACGAAUACGCCCCUGUGUUCAAGGAGAAGUCCUACAAGGCCACCGCCGUCGAGGGGAAGCAGCACGACAGCAUCCUGCGGGUGGAGGCCGUGGACGCAGACUGCUCGCCUCAGUUCAGCCAGAUCUGCAGCUACGAGAUCGUCACCCCAGACGUGCCGUUUGCUAUUGACAACGACGGUUAUAUUAAAAACACAGAGAAGCUAAACUACGGGAAAGAACAUCAGUACAAGCUGACGGUCACCGCCUACGACUGUGGGAAGAAAAGAGCAACAGAAGACGCCUUAGUAAAGAUCAGCGUCAAGCCCACGUGUGCCCCUGGGUGGCAAGGGUGGAGCAAUAGGAUCGAGUACGAGCCGGGCACGGGCGCCUUGGCCCUCUUCCCAAACAUCCACCUGGAGACAUGCGACGCACCGGUCGCAUCCGUCCAGGCAGUGGUGGAGCUGGAGACAGGCCACAUUGGCAAAGGCUGCGACCGAGACACCUACUCUGAAAAGUCCCUCCACCGGCUGUGCGGUGCUGCCCCUGGCACUGCCGAGCUGCUCCCGUCGCCAAGCAGCUCCGUCAACUGGACGGCUGGGCUCCCCACCGACAACGCCCACGACAGCGACCAGGUCUUCGAGUUCAACGGCACCCAGGCUGUGAGGGUCCCAGAGGGUGUUGUCUCCGUUGACCCCAAGGAGCCUUUCAUGAUCUCCGUGUGGAUGCGGCACGGGCCCUUUGGCAGGAAGAAAGAGACGAUUCUUUGCAGUUCAGACAAAACAGACAUGAACAGGCACCACUAUUCGCUCUACGUCCACGGCUGCCGGCUGAUUUUCCUCCUCCGGCAGGAUCCUUCCGAGGAGAAGAAAUACAAACCUGCAGAAUUCCACUGGAAGUUGAAUGAGGUGUGUGACGAGGGCUGGCAUCACUAUGUCCUCAACGUGGAGUUCCCACGAGUGACCCUCUACGUGGACGGGGUGUCCCACGAGCCCUUCUCCGUGACUGAAGAUUACCCGCUGCAUCCUUCCAGGACAGACACGCAGCUCGUGGUGGGCGCUUGCUGGCAAGAGUAUGCAGGAGUUGAAGGUGACAAUGAAACUGAGCCUGUGACCGCGGCCUCUGCAGGUGGUGACCUGCACAUGGCCCAGUUUUUCCGUGGUAAUCUGGCUGGCCUAACGAUCCGUUCUGGGAAACUGGCGGAUAAGAAGGUGAUUGAUUGCUUGUACACCUGCAAAGAGGGGCUGGACCUGCAAGUCCCCGAAGACAGUGGCAAAGGCCUGAAGGUCCACACAAACCCCAGCCAGGCGGUGGUGACCCUGGAGGGGGAGGACCUUGGGGAGCUCGAGAAGGCCGUGCAGCAUGUUUCCUACCUGAACUCACGACAGUUUCCCACACCUGGAAUCCGAAGACUCAGAGUCACCACCACGGUCAAGUGCUUGAACGAGGCCACCUGUGCCCCAGUCCCCCCGGUCGACAGCUACGUGGUGGUCUUACAGCCCGAGGAGCCCAAGAUCAGCCUCAGCGGGGUCCACCAUUUUGCACGUGCGGCUUCUGAAUUUGAAAGCCCAGAAGGGGUUUUCCUUUUCCCCGAGCUUCGAAUCAUCAGCACCAUCACGAGGGAAGUGGAUCCUGAAGGGGGUGGUGACGAGGACCCCACAGUUCAGGAGUCCCUGGUGUCUGAGGAGAUCGUGCACGACCUGGACACCUGUGAGGUCACCGUGGAGGGGGAGGAGCUGAACCAGGCGCAGGAGAGCCUGGAAGUGGACGCCAGCCGCCUGCAGCGGGAGGGCAUCGAAGUGAGCGGCUGUGAUCGGGGCCUGGUCCUCACAGGCGUGGACACCAUGGCCAGCUACGAGGAGGCCCUGCGUCGGCUGCGCUAUCGCAACUGGCACACCAGGUCCUUGCUCGACCGCAAGUUCAAGCUCGUCUGCUCGGAGAUGAACGGCCGCUACGUCAGCAAUGAAUUCAAGGUGGAGGUGAACGUGAUCCACACGGCCAGCCCCGUGGAGCACGCCAACCACAUGGCCGCCCAGCCGCAGUUCGUGCACCCCGAGCACCGCUCGUUUGUCGACCUGUCGGGCCACAACCUGGCCAGUCCUCAUCCAUUCGCAGUUGUCCCCAGCACGGCGACCGUGGUGAUUGUCGUCUGCGUCGGCUUCUUGGUUUUCAUGAUCAUCCUGGGGGUGUUUCGGAUCCGGGCCGCGCAUCAGCGGACGGUGCGGGACCAGGACGCGGGGAAGGAGAGCGAGAUGGACUGGGACGACUCCGCCUUGACCAUCACCGUGAACCCCAUGGAGACCUACGAGGACCAGCACAGCAGCGAGGAGGAGGAGGAGGAGGAGGAGGAGAGCGAAGAUGGCGAGGAGGAGGACGACAUCACCAGCGCGGAGUCCGAGAGCAGCGAGGAGGAGGAGGGGGAGCACGGCGACCCGCGGGGCGCCAGCCGGCAGCAGCAGCAGCUGGAGUGGGACGACUCCACCCUCAGCUACUGACCGCGGCGCGGACCCUGCUGCCCCCGCCCGCCGUCCGCCCCUCCAGCCCCCGGGACCCCCGACGUGCAAAGCCGAGCGGCCAGGGGUCCUGCAGAGCCUCCCGCUGCUGACGCCCUCCCCGGGCUCGGGGUGCCGGCUUCCUCUGCCCUCUGCCGCAUCUCGUGAGGCGCCGGCGCCGGGACCCCACGGCCCCCCGGACCCGCGUGCUGUCCAGAGUCCUCUCCCGGCUGGCGCCAGGCCGCGGGCACCUGCAGAAAAGCGGGCCCAUGACAUGCACAGGCGAGCAGCGGCCCCUCCUGCUGGUAAUCGUUGCUUUUUUUUUUUUUUUUUUAAGUUUUUAUUUUUUCCAAACUAGUGCAUGUAUAAAAUGGCAGAAUGGGGUUUAAUAUGUAGAUGAUUAACUGACUUUUUAAUAUUUUGUAAAUAAAUUGGAAUUCUGUGUCCUUUGUGCUAGUGUAAUCAAGGAUUGGAGUUUAAAGUGAAAAUCAGAUGACUGAGGGCAGCUGAGUGCCUCGUGGGCGCACAGCUCCGCCACCCCACCCAUGCCCCCAGGGGUGGAAGCCCCAGGGACAGUACCCCCUGGUCUCGGUGGGGGCCUGGGCUUUGGCCGGCUGCUCAGUGGGAGAACCCAGACUGGGGAACCCCUCUCUGGCAGCUGGAAAUACCCAGCUCUUUUUCUUUUCAGUUCACCCUGUUUCCAUUUGGGUGGUGUUGGGUGGGUGGGCACUGCUGGACUCUUCGGCUUAUUAUACACUCCUUGUACAGUAACCCAGACCUCGUCCUGUGCAGCCUUGUUGUUUCUACUUAAUAAAUGUAUUUUUCCCUGCUGGUGAAAUUAUGUAUAAAUUAUACAAACUGACAACUAUUGUGUAAACCGUGGGACCACUUGAUUUGGAGACAGCAACAGGCCCGAGUGAUCUGUCGUUGGAAGGAGACGCCAUGGCCUGAAGGCAAAGCACUAGAUUUUCCCCAAACUGCUGGUGCUCUCCUCCUCCCUCCCCGGAGCGUGGUGCGAGGAUCCCGGGCUGCUCCGCUUAGUGGUGAAGGCAAAGGAGAGAACCGUCAUGGUCCCAGAGUCUUCAGCCACUUAAAAACGACGACGACAAAAAACUCAAUGUAAAACUUAAGAUUUCUAAAAACUACUUUUGAAACUGUUCUGUGAUCGUGACUGUGAGUGUCCAGGUGGCUGACAGUCGUCCCAUGUGGACUGUAACCAGCUCCCUGAGGCGGGGACCGCAGCUGCCCUGUUCAGACAGUGGGUCAGCACUCGCGUGUUGUCUGUAGCCGCCGUGGGUGUCACUUCGCAGAUGUGUAUAUUGAUGCUACGUCAGGAAGUGUCUAAGCUACAAUAAAGUUCUGGUUCUAACUCCA